GUGCAAAGAAAAGCUCUUCUUCAGGCAUACCUGUUCAAGGCAGCAACCUCUGACUAAAACGCAGGUGUCGUCUGUGGGAGAGUGUGACGUCAUCUUCACCAUGGCAACCGUCAACAACAACAACAAGCCCAAGUUUCAAACUUUCGUGGAGAUCGUGUUCGACAGUCCAGAAAACACGGCAAACGCUGAGGGUGUGUUUACCAUAUACUGCAGCACGGGCAUUCCUCCAAACCUCAAACCGCUGCUGGAGUCGCAGAUCAAGUUCCCAAUCCCGGGGGUCAGCUACAAGACAGAGGGGCACUACUUCCUCACACUCACCACCAAGAUAGACGCACAGCCCGUGCCCGUUGACCUCUGGCGUUUGACCUUUGACCCGACCCGUGUACUCCAGGUCAUCUCCCAGGCCAUGGAAGGUUAUUACAUCGUGGGAAGGUCAGCGGUCGGGCUGCCUAGCGGCCGGAUCAGGCACUACUGGACCAUGGCGAAGUCCUGGUAUAUGUAGACUCACGACUGAUUAUUAUAAAAUAACAGCCUUAUUUUGGUGUCACAAAGUUUCUAGAUCGUCACUCGGGUGGGUAUGAUAAGUGCGGAUUUAUGAAAUUUCUAAUAGAAAAGGCACAACUCUUAGCAAAAAGUCAUCCGGUGUUACAUACUGAACUAGUUGUAUAGAAAAUGUGCUUCAUUUCAAGAUAUAUAGCUAGAGUACAGCAUAACGAGGGAACUCGGUGAAAAUCAAGCAAUAGUCGGACCUUUCUGACUCCAAACCCUGAUGUGUACCAUUGUUUUGUCAAAAUGGGCUUUCACCCAGAUAGAAUGUCUAGGAAUUCUGGUCAUAACCUUAUUCUACAGUGACGGUAGUGCCAUUGUAUUUAUUUCACAAGAAAGAUGUCUAUCUUGAAAAUAAUAAGAAGCGUUCAAACUUAGAGUCUAGUAUAC
Molecule: messenger RNA, 936 nt
Organism: Branchiostoma belcheri (Belcher's lancelet)
Lineage: Eukaryota; Metazoa; Chordata; Leptocardii; Amphioxiformes; Branchiostomatidae
Exons: 3
Coding region: 101-502 (133 amino acids)
Source: RefSeq, a predicted model, not a curated record